This is a messenger RNA of Suillus bovinus, 2730 nucleotides long. RefSeq lists its product as uncharacterized. Gene Ontology annotation, molecular function: mRNA binding. The transcript is spliced from 4 exons. The record is from RefSeq and is a predicted model, not a curated record. Lineage: Eukaryota; Fungi; Basidiomycota; Agaricomycetes; Boletales; Suillaceae. Gene Ontology annotation, cellular component: cytosol. Bases 1 to 2730 code for a protein of 909 amino acids.
AUGUCUCGUAUUGACUUUCACGACUUUAGCUAUCCUCCAGGUGUGGCGUACUCUCGUUCAGCCGUAGAAAUCGACCACCGCAUGUCUAAUCACUACCCUCCCAAUUCUCCUACCCAUCCUUCAGGAGAUCGACGCAUUUCCAACGGAUUAGGUGUCUACCUUCCCAACACGAGCAAUUCGGCAUUAAUACCCCACUCUAUUGGUAUUCAUCCAGACAAGGAAUACAGCAGUAUUGGAAUAAUCCCAGAAGCAUUUCAAGUCGCCCCAAAUAGGCACACAUCUACCCAACACUUCUCAUCCUCUAACCACCACCGUCCUCCUCCCGUCCCCCACAGCAGCUCGCCCGCCGCUCUCUCUAUCAACACCACUUACUACAACGCCCCCUCCGACGCUGAGCGUGAAGGGUAUCUACAACGCCAGCUUCAAUUGCUUGUCCCGUCAAGUGAUCUUGCUCUGCCUGCCAACUCCAACCCUGGCCCAAACGUACUACGCUCUACUCUCUGGUGGGGCGAGCUCGAACCUUGGAUGGACGAAGAAUACGCAAAACAGGUUUGUGCUCUGAUGGGUUGGGACCCAGUCACCGUCAAAGUUCCAAACCCCGUCCCAGACACUGUCGCUCCUCAACCGACCAACAACUCUGGUUACUGCUAUCUCACGUUCCCCUCGCCAGCUAUCGCUUCUUCUGUUCUCAACCAAGUUAACGGCGGCGGGAGUACGCAGCCAGUCACUAUGCCAAACUCGAACAAACCCUUUGUUCUUAACUGGGCUUCUUCUGUUCCUGCCGGUUCAACUACGCCUUCUUUCCAAACAGCUGGUGUAAUUGUCCCUACGGCACAACCACAGUUCCCGAAAGAGUACAGCAUAUUUGUUGGUGAUCUUGCGCCAGAAACAUCCAAUUCAGACCUUGUGGCCGUGUUUCGAAAUCCAGUUCUUGGCCUACGGAAUGAUCGCGAGCCCAAGUUCAUUCGACCUUUCUUGAGUUGCAAGAGUGCCAAGAUCAUGCUUGACCCUGUAACUGGUAUAUCGCGAGGGUAUGGCUUUGUACGAUUUACCGAGGAAGCGGACCAACAGCGUGCGCUGAUAGAGAUGCAUGGCCUAUAUUGCCUUUCACGCCCAAUGCGAAUAUCUCCUGCCACGGCUAAAUUCAAGCCGCCUCCUAUGCCGACGGAUCUUCCCCAAAUUCAGUUUCCUGGUUCCCCUACUUCUGAUCAGCGCCCAAAUACAGUGACUGUAGCUCUCCCGCUCGGUCAGCCAAGGAGCGUGUCUGCACCUAUGGCAGCUUCGACGAGCGCUGGAUCUUCGUCUUCGUUGGCCGGCGUGCCCAGUGGUUCCUCCGCUUCGGGGUCAACGUUGAGCAGCUCGAGUUCUAUUCCUUCGCUUGGAUCCGAGGUCAGCACAACUACAUCUUCAGGAGCCUUGUCUUCGAUGCCGUCGGAUGAGAUGCUUGGUCUCCCCAACAAUGUUCUUGCCCUCGCUCACCAAUAUGCUAACGGUGGCUCCAUCAAUAACGCCAAAGGCAUCGUUCCUUCUGGUUCGGCGCAUGACUUACAAGAUCAUUCUGGGGCACCGCGGUACAUCAUCUCCGAAGAGUCAUGGAAACACCACGCUCAAGCGCGUGCCAUCCUUGGCAACCUCAUCGGACCGAAUGGCGAGCAGCUCACUUCUACCGACCCCUACAACACUACUGUUUUCGUCGGUGGGUUGUCGCCUUUAAUUUCUGAAGAGACCUUGCGGACGUUCUUUACACCGUUCGGCGAGAUUCACUACGUGAGAGCUUUAUUUUUGUACUAUUGGUGGGAGGCUCAUGUAGCCGUAUCUGUGCAGGUGAAGGUGCCCGUCGGCAAACAUUGUGGCUUUGUUCAGUUCGUUCGAAAGGCUGAUGCAGAGCGGGCUAUCGAGAAGAUGCAGGGAUUUCCUAUCGGAGGGAGUAGAAUUCGGUUGAGCUGGGGUAGAAGUCAAUAUAAAGCUGCGCAAGCCGCCGCCCAGGCAGCCCAGGCCGCUGCACUCCAAGCCCAGUUCCAGGCUCAGAUGGCAUCUACGCAGGGCCAGGUUGCUCAGAGUCAGAUGACGCCAGAACAGGCGAUUCAACUCUUGCAGAGGCUUGGUCUGUCAGGCCAAGGUCAAUCGGGUGGUGGAAGUGAUGCAUCGAACUAUUAUAUCGACGCUGCGAAAGGCAGUGGAUACUCUGAGGAAAAACUAAGGUCGCUCAUCAUGAACCAACCACUCUCUGACAGUCAACUGCCGUACGAUGUAUAUUCAGGGGGGUCCGGACCUCGCCCACCAUCAAACAUGAGUUCUGUGGAACAUCAUAGAUCGCAUCUCACGUCCACGUUCUCUCCUUUCUCCCCGGACCCGAAUAUGUACACGCGGAGAGGUUCCGACAGCUACGAUCUGCUGCCCCAUUCCAUGAACCACGCGUCGCGCUAUGAUAGCAUUAUGGAAUUUAAGGCUGCAGCUUCCCAUUCCAAUGAGAGACCCGUUCCCCCUGUACGUACGCCAAGUGGGUCCCAGCGAUAUGCUCCAUUCCUAGAUGGCUCUGCCAAGGCGUUUGAGGCUGGGCGUUGCAUGACGCGCCAAGAACCAAUCUCUCGGCCGAAUUCCAGCCAGACAUCAUCACAAGGACGUUCGAGUCAGUACGAUGUGCAGGAACACGAUCCCAUCCACGAUCUUAAUGGCACGCUUGCAAGCCUGGAUUUGGACCAGCAUAACACGCAUCCGUCGUCGUCUUGA